ACAGCGGCGUUUUUAAUUUUUUUCAAACGUAAACCAGUUACAGACUCCGAUCCCACGCAUUCAUUUCGCCGUCUGUGACUGUGUCAGCAUUGCUUGUCUUGUUAAAAACCGAGACUGGAAGACUUGAGACUUUCUUCUUGCAUAUCUGGGUCCUUGUGUAAACAUAAAUAGAGGUUCGGGUAUGUACCUAGCAGAAAGAGAUGACAAGCUGAGAAUAAAUACGAAACAAAAUCAUGUAUCAGAGGACACCAUUCCGUUCUCAGAGGUUGACAGAACCUCUGAGAGACAAAGAAAACGUCAAAUCUACUGGUUUAGCAGCAAUGGUACCUGGAAGGGCCAGAACCCCCAUGAAAGCAUUUGACUCUCCUCACACACCCCUCACUCCGUUGAGGCAGCCUCUAGCUCUGGUGAAUGGGCCAGGGUCGGGUUUGAAAGGCCAGCAACCUAGGAAGCAGAGCCUCAAGCCUUCGUUACCCCGUAUCGAGGCCCUUCGGAAUGAGGGUGGGAUAGGGAAGCUAGAUGGGGGCUCUGCCACGAAAGGGACUAAAACUCCAAAGAGACCUAAACGACAGAAGUCCAAGAGCUGUGCUUCUACACCCAGCCUUGCCAGUGUCACUAAACCUAAACCGGAUGACAGUGUUGUAGAUUCUAUUACAUCUCAUCUCUUUGAUCAGAUUCUUCAAUCUGAACUGGGUCUGGUCAAAAGUAAAACCACGUUACUUCAGCCAAAAUUGGAAAGAAGCAUUUCCCCCGUAAAGGUCAGAAGACUUUCUGACACUGUAGAAGAUAUCCAGGAUGGCCAAGACAUCACUGAGCCUUGGUUUGAUGAAGCUGUGUCUGCCUAUGUAGAGGGAAUCAUCAGUAGUGCUCUUCAUUCCCUUCACCAAGAGGCACAAAUGGCGUCCCACAGAACUGAUUCAGAGGUAACGACUUACAACCAAACUUUAAAAUCACCUUCUUCAAGACCAGAGCCAUCGGAUGAGGACAUACAGACCUAUGUUGAUGCUGUCCUUUCUGUGCAGCUUCAGCUUGUCAGAAUGGAAUAUGAGGACAAACUGAAUUCUUGCCUGGAUCAUUCAUUGGGUUCUCCUCGUGAAGCCUCAAAGAAUAGUCUUCAAGAUGGUUCCUUGACUUCCUUCAAUGAUGAUGGACUUGAGGGCGCCCUCGAUGCUGACAUUAAUGAUAGUUUGGUAGGUAGCCUUUCAUUUGCGGACACUACCCCAUCUAAGGUGAAAAUGCAGUGUGCUAGUCCAUGUACCAGCCUUCUUCUCGAUGCAUUUGCUUCUCUGAGCGAGGGAGGAACUCCACUUUGCUCAUCUCCAGGAUACAUGCUCCUGCCGCCCAGGAGAGAGUUGGUUCAUGGUGAAGCCGGAGUUACCUUGCGUCAUGCCUCUGCUGACAGCCUGGGCAGCUAUGAAGAUGAGUUCCUUCGGUUUGUUCACGGCCAGUAUAGUUCCAAGAAUGCUAUGGAAAGAACCAAUUUUCCUUUCAUGCAAGAUACUGGGGUGUGCACAACUCCAGGAUUGAAUGAUGUUUCAAGAAACAGUUUGUCAUAUGAAGUCAGAGACACCUAUACACCUUUGAGGCUGAUAGAUAAUUCCACCAAUAUGACACCAAAGAAUAUUGUGAAUACAGAGACCUCUAUUACCCCUGUGAAGCUCUCUGACAUAUCCACAGAAACCAAUGCUGUUUCUUUGCAGGAGAGUAGCACAGAGACCGAAGCUGUCCAAUUGCAAGAUGCCAUGAUUGGUUCACCGUUGAAGGUAGCUUCUGUAGGUGUAUCUAUGACUCCGGUCAAACCCAGCGAUGCCCAAACAAAUACCUCACCAACCAAAGUCACAGACUCAUCAACAGACAUGGGAAUAGAGAUGGCGGACUGCGGCUCAGAUGCCAGAAAGCUGGAGGUCUGUGAUGCGAUAGUGGGGACCCCGGUGAAGCAGUGUACCUCUGGAGUUGCCACAUCCCCAGUAAUUUCCCAAGACACCUCAUCCUGCAUGACACCUGUGAAGAUGGACAGCACCGCUAUGGGGACCUCCUCUGCCAAGGUUGAAGACUGUGGCACCGAGAUGCCAGUCAUACACCUGAUGGAUACUGGAGUCGGUAUGUCACCACUUCCCACCAGGACAGAAACGGCUGUUGGAACCUCACCAACAGCAACUGCAGACAAAGAAGUGGGAUGUACCCCUAUUAGGAUGACUGAUAUGAACUGUGGAACAACUCCACAUCAGGUUACUGAUAGUAACACAGCAAUGACUCCUAUUCUGGUCACCAACACCCAAACGCUCACUUCACCACCAGUUGUGCCAAAUCUUAGAUUUAGCAUGAGUCCAAACUCUGUGGAUUUGGUGAAGCUAGUAAGCCAUGUUCAGACGGCAGCCAUCAGCAACCAACUCCUCAGGACUGAAAUACAGAUGCUACGUUCCGAGAAGGCGCAGGCAGAUCAAAGACUUACUCUCGCUACCGAACAGAUGCAGAAGAAAGAGCAGGAGGUGCUGAUGAGUGAAGAUACGAUGGGACAGUUGAAGAGAAUGGCCAGGGCAUCGGCUGAUAAAGAGAUAGAAGAUAUGAUGUCUCAGGUUGGAGAACAGAUGAUGCAGAUAGCUCAACUGGAAGCAGCACUUGGAGAAAAAACCCAGAUGUUGUCUAGCCUCAAGGAUGACAAUGAGAAGAUGAAGAAGGAUUAUAAACAACAGAUAAUUGACUUACAAGAUGAUCUUUGUAGGGCUUACAGGCAACAUCAGCAACAGCUGUCUGAUUUAGAGACCCAGUACAGGAAAGGAGACUAUGAGAGACACUAUACAAGGAGUCAACAGAGAGUGAAUGAGCUUGAGACUCAACUUGAUGCAUUUAUACAGCUACAGGAUACAGUAGACAGAGCCAUUCAAAUACAGGAUCAAUUCUGUGUUGCUAAGAAGACUUUUGAAGAUGUGGAAUCAUUGUUCAAGAUGACGAUACAGAGUCGUGAUAGAGUUACAGCACAGAUGAAGACAUUGGAAGACAAUAAGACCAGUCUGGAGGAGGAGAAGGAAGCAUGGAGACAUCAGAUUGAAGAUGGAGAGAGAAAGAUGAAGGAAAACAACGAGAAGAUGGAAGAAAUGAGAAAGAUGAAAGAGGAGGCAGAGAAGAGUAGAUGUGAGAUGUACAAGGAACUACAAGAAACCUUACAAUCUAAAGAUACAGAAAUUUCCAAGAAAGACAAAGAAAUAGAAGAACUAUCCAUCAAGUGCACUCAACUUGAGGAGAGGGAGGUGGCUCAUUUCCUUGAAGAGCGUAAUCAGGAGGCGGCCAUCAUUGUGCAGCUUGAGCAGCAAAAGGCGAUUAAACUUGAACUGGAGCAGACCAAAACAAACCUGCAAGAAACCAUUGAUCAGCUUCAUAAGCAAUGCCAGAGUGUAUCAACUGAGAAGCUUUCCCUUAGUGUCAAUUUGAAUUCUACCAAGGCCAAGCUCUACUCUGUGGAAGCUGAGCUGGAGGAUACAAAGAAGACGAGUGAAGAGAGACGGACCAGGCUUUCUGACUUGGAGCUUGAAUUGCAAACCUGCAGGAAUGCUAGUACAGAGUUGCAACUCGUCAAAUCCACACUGAAGACACUGGAGAAACAGUUCCAGGAGAACAAGCAGUUCCUGGAAGAGGAGAGGACAGCCCUGGAAGAGUCUGCUACGGAGACAGAGAAUGAGCUGAGAAUCACCGGUAUGGAACUAUCCAGGAGUAAAGCAGCAUUGUCUGAGGCAGAGCUGGUCAGGCGACAACUCCAGGUUUCCAUGUCAUCUCUCAGUGAGCAGGUAGAAUCCCUUCAGAGUGAACUAGACCAUACCAAGGCCCAAGCUCAUUGGAUGCUCUUUAAUCAAGCAUCGGAGAUUAGCGACGCUACUACAGCUCUUGAUCAACUCACUCAUGGAAUCUCAACAGCAGUGGCAAAGCUCGCGGAUCACACUCUUGACAAGGUUGAAGGAGCAUCAAGUGGUUUUGUCACAGAACAACGAGGUCAUGUACACCAUCGCUCUAAGUCAUCUGCUAAACCGGGAUCUUUAGUGGUCUCUGUACUCCGAGCAGUAGACCACAUUGAAACCCCUGGCAAGACAUCGGGUAUUGAUGACCCAGUCACUCCAUGUCGACAGAACAGAAAAGAAGAUGGUUCGACAGCAGUGGUCAUUGGUCAGUCCAGCUCAAGUGCCUUCUCAGUACCGAGACCAAGAACUGUGACUGACCACCAGGAAGAAGAAGCCAUCGGCAACAAUGACCAAGAGAAGAAGCCUGUUGAGGCGCUACCUGAUCAGGUUUUUAAGUUGAAGACACUGUUCUCCAAGAUGUUCACUGCAUUCAUUGAAAACGAGGAGAAGCUGAGGGAGGAAGUGUCUCGACUUCAACAUGAAAUUCAAGAGAAGGACAAGGGCUCUAAGAAGACCCUUCAGCGCUCUGAGAAUCAAGUGUUGCUGUUGAGGGAGCAGCUGGAGGAGUCUCUAUCUUAUCGUAACCAGCUCCAGCAGAGUCUAGUAGACGCCCAGAGGCAGUCAUCCGAACAGCUUCAGGCCCUGGACUAUGCACAGCAAAGGAUAGAAGACAUGGCUACCAACCUGGCAAGGUUCUCAGAUCAGAAAUCAAAGAUAGAGGCCAUGGAAGACGAGAUAUCAGGUCUUAGAGCAUCCCUGAAGAUGGUUACAAGAGAGAAAGAAAUAGUGAUGGCUCAGUAUGAGGCAUUAUCCUCAAAGUAUCAACAGGUGUCAAUGUCUUCUACUGGGGAUGGAGAAAGCAUGGGCAAGCUACUGAAAGAAAAUCUCCAUUUGAAGAAAGAGCUGGACAAGGUUCGCAUGAAGUUCCUAAAACGACAGGAAGACUAUGAGCUGUUUCAAAGCAAAGCUGGAAAACAGAUGAAAGUAUUAGAGGGAAAUUGGAAGAAAGCUGAAGCAGAGAUCUACAGACUUGAUCAACUCUUUGACCAUUGCAGAAAGGUAAUGGAUAAGGUUCCGAGUCAGAUGUGCCAAAAGGAUCCUAACCUCAGGCUACUUUAUGAGAUGUUUAGCAGUCAGUAGAAUGUGUCUCAAGGAGUUUGACAUGUGAAACUGUUUACUCCUAUAUAACAAAUGGGUUGUCCAUAAACAUCCUUCCAAGAAUGUGUGUUACAAUGGGCUUGCUUCAUGAAACUAUCCACAGCCCUAUUUUGUAAACAGACUUAGAAAUGUGUUAAUUAUACCUUAUCAUGAGCGAGUUUCACAAGACUAUCAUGAUACUUAUUUCAUGAACACGCUUAGAGAUGUGUGCCAAGUAAUAUCUUAUGAUUGGGUACUAGUGUUACAAGACUUUAUUAUUUCACGAACACCUAUUGUUGAGAUGAUAUCAAACCAAGAUUACAUGAUGAAGAGCUUACAGUAGUUUGGUGAAACUGUCCUCUAUGGUCUUAUCAUACUUCAUAAGAAGAAGACAUUCGCACAUUUCAAAUCUGGACCCCAUUCAACAAAGAGUUGCGAUAUAUGCAAAUCAAACUCUUAUUUCUAUUGAUCUCUUUGUGACUUUAGGGAAAUUAAAAUUUUAUACCUUGAAGUUGAAUAUACUGGGACCAUGGAAAUCUGUUCGACUUCGGGGAAGUUUGACUUGGAAAAGGUGUAUAAAACUUGAUAUGCAUAAUCUGGUCCAAGAUAAUGCUUUGAGUUAGGCGAUUAUUUUACUAAAGGAAGGCCAACCUAUGCAGGUUUACCUGUAUUUCAUUCCAUAAUGUACAAAGUAUGGUACAUUUAUGAGGCAAGGGACUGGAGGGAGGGGGAGGGGUAUAUUAAUUGCUUUGCCCAGUUUAUUUCUGCACUGCACAAAGUAUAAUAGUACAGUAUUUUUAAAGUAUUAUUUUGCAUCAUUUGCAUAAAAAAUAAAGGUGCUGUCGUCUAUCAGUAUUCAUUCACUGUUGAAUAGCAUUAACAAACAUAUCACUGAGUACACAUUUCAGGUCAGAUAAGUAUAUUCAACUCAAGAAUUAUUUUUUUUUACAAAAAUCAAUGGGAAAAUUGACAGAAUGGUUACAUAUUCUGAGAAUAUUAAUUGAGGAGCUAAUGUUUUUUUGUGCUUGACAUAAAGUUCAACUUUGCCAUUGGAUUAAAGGUGGAAUCUUUUCAGCUGUUAUAUUUGUCAAUUAUUAAUAUACUUUGUGUUUAUUUUUUUCUCAUCACAGAUAUUACAUGUAAUAUUCCUGUAUUAAUGUGCAUGAAUAUAGUCACUGUUUAGGACUGUGGUAUAAUUGAAUUUGUAAUAUAAGUACUCAUACUCUACUGGAUAUUGUUUAUCAAAUUUAGUUUAAUUCUAUUUGUCUUAUUGACAAAAAUAAAAUGAGAUGUAUUACAAUAUAAAACCUUCAAUGGAAUCAAUGUAAAUAGGGAAAGAGAGAAAACUGAAACAAGACUAGACUUUGUUAUGUACAUGAAAUGAUACCACGUUAUUUAAAGCUUCUUUGAAAUGAUUAUGUACUGGUACGUGUAUAUAUGUAUUAUAGGGGCUCUGAUUAUCCGGGGGGGGGGGGGGGGGGGUGGCAAUUCAUAUGCCUACUUUGAUUGUAUCAUUUAUUAUUGUUUCAUGUAUAGGCCUAGACCUUAUGAAUUGGCAUCAUCACACCACCGUCAUAGAGGCUGAAGCCUUUGCCUUGCGUUUGUCAAUGAUCUGCAGCUGGCGCACCUCUGACAACUCUGUUAACAGAUAUUCCUAUAUCUGAGGGAGGGCACUAUGAGAUUAUGAUGUCACAUGCAUAAGAUCCAUUUGUACAUCAAUUCAUAUGCCUUUUAAACUAAAGCAUGGCCAUUCUGUGAUGUGUCAUUUGCUAUGUACAGAAGUGUACAUUCUUUGUUAUUAGAUUGAAAAGUGUUCCAUAAAAUUGUUGCUGUUUAAGUGGAGCACAGUGAAGUAUAUGUACAUGUGUAACUGACUUCAUAAUGUUGUUAUUGUCCUCUCCUCCGAUGCAACAUAAUCUCUGAUAAAAUUUGAGCUGGUAUUAUUGAAUUACUUAAAGCUCAUUCUGACAUGGUGCCAAAUAGAAAAGCUACAUGUUUAUUUUUCGCAAGCCCUCUUCCCCUCAAAAUAAUUAAUUGAAUAAAUAAAGAAAGAAAGAAAUAAGUGAAUAAAUGAAUAGAUAAAUAAAUAAAUGAAUGAAAAAAGAAUGAAUGAAUUAAUGAAAUGAAUAACAAAAAAGCAAUUAAAAAAAAAUUGAAUUCUUUAAAAAAUCAGUUACACACAACCUACCCAUAACGUGUGACCUGUUCUGCUGCUAAAUAAUUAUAUCUCAAAUUUUGACAAAUUUUUGCAUUCUUGUUUGUCAACAAGAAUUCUAAACUGCAAAUAUCAUAUUUCAACUUUAAAAUUGAGAAUCAAUUUCAGAACAGGUCAUCUAUAGUAUGUAUCAAAUGUCAUAUGUAACUUAUAAACGGCUCACCUUACCUUAAUUUGUAUGUGUAGGAUUCAUAAUAAUAGACCUUUUUAUGCCAUCUACAUAAAACUAAACCUAUGCCCUAAAUCUAUGCAUUCAAAUCAUUUCUUGGCAUCAGCUCAGGUUGCUCAUGUUCAUAUCACAAAUAUAUGUUAUGUUCCUCUAUUUAAUUUGCCCAUCAAAAUAUUGCGCAUACAUGUAUCCCAACACAUUGCACUGUUCAAAAUAUUUUCGUGUUUUUGUAUCAUGUUAUGUAAAUAUGUACAUGUAAAUUUUGCACAACUUAUUAAAGUUGAACACAAAUUGA
Lytechinus pictus (painted urchin) is the source of this 7706-nucleotide messenger RNA. RefSeq names its product myosin-2 heavy chain-like. The record is from RefSeq and is a predicted model, not a curated record. The coding region runs from base 234 to 5030 and encodes 1598 amino acids. The transcript has 22 exons. NCBI's taxonomy places the organism in Eukaryota, Metazoa, Echinodermata, Echinoidea, Temnopleuroida, Toxopneustidae.